UGCUAGAUGAAGCCAGAGAUGGAGCACUUUGAGUGGGUGGUGAUCCGCCACCCUGAGUUAGCGUCCUCCAGCAACGCUCAGAGCCAGGAAGAGCCGGCCUCCUCUGAGGGUCAGAACUCUGAGAACAACGGCUUACAGCAGCCAGAGAAACCUGCUGGAGACCUGUCGCCCUUCCUCUCCGCCCGCCACUUCAACCUGACCUCCAAGAACACUUCCAUGUUCAUGGCCGGCAACUUUGACUCCAUCAUAGUGGGCGGGGGGGACGGUAACGCUCUGUACAUCGACUCUGAGCUCAACCACGGUCGCGCUGGCCGCUGCGCCACCUUCGACAACCCCCCGCUGUGUGCCGAGAGCUUCCAGGUUGCACUGCUCGAAACCUGGGGCUUCCAGGAUGCCAUGGCCUCAUAGUGCUGUACACAACACACACAAACACACACACACACACACACGCAUGCAUAUAGAUUAGAUCCAUACAGACACAUUCAUGUAGACAUAAUUUAACAUUUAAACAUUUAGAUAUAAAAUGUCCAGCAAAGUGUUUCGAGGUGGGAAACACAGGUAUGCAAACAGAUAUACAUCCGUCCUGCAAAUGCAUAAUAUAUGAUUAACAAUUUUGUAUUUAUUAAUUCAGUUAAUCCAGAUUUGAAAACAAAAAAGUGACAUUUUUAUUUGUUUUCUGUUUAUUUUUGUAUUUACAGAUUUUUUUUUUUUUUAUGGUGUGCUCAUUAUGUUAAAGUAUCUGGUUAUACAGUAUGAAGGAAGUCAGGAUCAAAUCUAGAUAAGGAAGUUAGUUUUACCAUGUCGGGUGUGGUUCGUUCAUGUUCAUGAGCUUAACAUUACAUUUUCUUAAUGUAAAGUCAGUGUUUUAUGAUCUGUGGUUCAUUUCAAUCUGCCAAAUUGUCUGUUAAGCUAUCUAAAGUCCUUAAAAAAAAAAAAUGUACCAGGCCAUUAGAUAUUAGAAAUAAUGUGUGAAGUCAAGAGUUGAGUUAAUGAGAUGUUUUUAAAUGUCAAAAGCAAAGAUUUAAAUCUAGUGUUAGUGGAGUGAGGUCAGCUAAGUUUGAAUUAAGUCCUGAUGCAUUUCCCCCCAUUUUAAUUUGCUGUAAUAUUUGGGAGAUCUGCUAAUGUGGUAAAUGUUUGUGAAACAAUGGUGAAUAUGAGUGUUUCCAUUUUGUACCAUAUGUCAAAGCUUUCAUUUGAGUGAGUGGCAGUUUCUCCUUUGUGUUGUCUAUGAAUAUUUGUGUGAAUAAGAGAAGACACUCAAGGUGUUUUUUGGUUUACAAGUAACGGAGAUCAUGCAGUUUGCUAAUCAAUCUCCGAGUCUUACCCUGCUUCUUCCGUCCUUUCCCUGGUGAAGAUAGUAACAAAAGAAGUCCAAAUGUGUGCCGUGUUGGCAAAGUAUUGUUGGGGUAAUUAUAAACGCUGUUUUUACGUAUAUGUUCAAACAUGUGCUUCAGUGAAAUAUCAAUUGAGUGAAUACAAAUGUAUCCUGUGAAAAUACAGCAACAUGCUUUCAGUACAGUAA
Molecule: messenger RNA, 1522 nt
Organism: Notothenia coriiceps (black rockcod)
Lineage: Eukaryota; Metazoa; Chordata; Actinopteri; Perciformes; Nototheniidae
Product: TBC1 domain family member 24-like
Exons: 2
Coding region: 7-408 (133 amino acids)
Source: RefSeq, a predicted model, not a curated record